This is a messenger RNA of Neogale vison (American mink), 1664 nucleotides long. It is a transcript of the gene GPR39, whose product is annotated as G protein-coupled receptor 39. The record is from RefSeq and is a predicted model, not a curated record. Gene Ontology annotation, cellular component: membrane. Lineage: Eukaryota; Metazoa; Chordata; Mammalia; Carnivora; Mustelidae. The coding region runs from base 153 to 1514 and encodes 453 amino acids. The transcript has 2 exons. Gene Ontology annotation, biological process: G protein-coupled receptor signaling pathway. Gene Ontology annotation, molecular function: G protein-coupled receptor activity.
CCAGAAAUACUAAGUUACUCUUUCCAGGUGAUUAAGAGAACGCUCUGGGCCCUCGUUGGUGAGUUGCAGCCCAGAACUCCAGGCUCUGCUGGGAGGAGGAGGAAGGGAAGUCGGAAGAGGUCUUCGGACUUGGUGGCCCGGUUUUCAUCCUCAUGGCUUCGCCCCGGGGCCCCAGCAGCGAGUGCUCCCAUGUCAUAGAUCACACCCACGUCCCUGAGUUCGAGGUGGCCACGUGGAUCAAAAUCACCCUCGUCUUGGUGUACCUGGCUAUCUUCGUGGUGGGCAUUGUGGGGAACAGUGUCACCAUUCGGGUCACGCAGGUGCUGCAGAAGAAAGGCUACUUGCAGAAGGAGGUGACGGAUCACAUGGUGAGCCUGGCUUGCUCGGACAUCUUGGUCUUCCUCAUUGGCAUGCCCAUGGAGUUCUACAGCAUCAUCUGGAACCCCCUGACCACGCCCAGCUAUGCUCUGUCCUGUAAGAUUCACACUUUCCUCUUCGAGGCCUGCAGCUACGCCACCCUGCUCCACGUGCUGACGCUCAGCUUUGAGCGCUAUGUGGCCAUCUGCCACCCCUUCCGGUACAAAGCUGUGUCUGGGCCCUGCCAGGUGAAGCUGCUGAUUGGCUUUGUCUGGGUCACCUCCGCCCUGGUGGCGUUACCUUUGCUUUUUGCCAUGGGAAUUGAGUACCCCCUAGCGAACGUGCCCAAUCACCGGGGUCUGCCCUGCAAUCGCUCCCAGACUCGCCACCACCAGCACCCGGAGACCUCCAACAUGUCCAUCUGUACCAACCUUUCCAGCCGCUGGACCGUCUUCCAGUCCAGCAUCUUCAGCGCCUUCAUCAUCUACCUCUUGGUCCUGGUCUCCGUGGCCUUCAUGUGCUGGAACAUGAUGCAGGUGCUCAUGAGGAGCGGCCAGGCUGGGGGGACCAGGAAGGGACAGGAGCUUCAGCUGAAGAAGUCGGAGAGCGAGGAGAGCAGGACAGCCAGGAGGCAGACCAUCAUCUUCCUGAGGCUGAUUGUCGUGACCUUGGCCGUCUGCUGGAUGCCUAACCAGGUGCGGAGGAUUAUGGCAGCGGCCAAACCCAAGCACGACUGGACCAAGACCUACUUCCGGGCGUACAUGAUCCUCCUCCCCUUCUCCGACACCUUCUUCUACCUGAGCUCCGUCAUCAACCCGCUCCUGUACAACGUGUCCUCGCAGCAGUUCCGCAGGGUGUUCGGCCAGGUGCUGCGCUGCCACCUGACGCUGCCCCACGCCAACCACAGCAAGCACCUGCGCGCCCACGGCGCCUGCACCGCCGCCAGCACCCGCUCGGCGCGCCGCCCCCUGAUCUUCAGGGCUUCGCGUUCCAACUCCUCUGCAAGAACGAACAAGAUUUUCUUGAGCACUUUCCAGAGCGAGGCCAAGCCCCAGUCUGAGCCCCAGCAAUUGAGUCUCGAGUCACUAGAGCCCAAUUCGGCAAUGAAACCCCCCACUCCUGCCACGGGGAAUGGUUUGCAGGAGCAUGAAGUGUGAAUGUCAGGUAUGGAAACCUUGAAGGCUAACCGGCCUUCUAACUCCCCCAACGAAAGCAACAUUAUCCUGACACAGCGGGGACGAACUGUGCCCUUAGGAGGAACAGCAGUGGGAGCUAGGGGCCUUGGGGGAAAAUGGAUGCCCACCUAA